AUGGCUGAAGAUAUCGAAGUUACUCAUGCAGAUCAACAAAGGAUAAAUAGCUUUGCUACUUGGAAUUUGAAAUUCAAAGGUUUCUUAUCAGAAUAUGAGAAAUACAAGAAAGAACUAGCUAAUAUCAAUGAUGCAGAAGACGAGAUGAUUGUCCUGGAUGAAAAUACUCAUCCAUAUGCUAUCGGGGAUACAUUUUUCCAUUUGUCUAGUGAUGAGAUCGGAGAAGAACUUACAGCAACUAAAGAAAAAGUUAAAGUGCGGAUGUUAGACCUGGAAGAACGAAUUAGUGAGUGUAAAGUGCAUAUGGACAGUUUGAGAAAAGAAUUGUAUGGUAAAUUUGGAAAUCACAUAAACCUUGAAGAAGAAGACCAGUAACUCAUGCUGUUUUUAUUGUUGUUAUGGUUUGAAUUCACUGAUACAAAUAAAAACUAUUUUAGUUUUCAACUAAUAAAACAGACUAGUAUUAAUUAUAUCCUACGUCCUACUAAAGUCGUACAUGUCGAGGGAGUGUUGACAUUUGCUUGGGUCAUCUAGUCUAGGAAUACGUAAUACGGAGUUUACUGGCUUCGAUUGAUCAAUUAGAAGAAUUUAUUGUAUUAUUAAUUAUUAUUUACCCGAAAGCCCUGUGAAAAAACACCUCAGGUAGAGUCAGGGCAUACAACCCACUAUCAUCAUUGUUCCUAACCAACAGUGGGGUUAGACAGGGUUGCCCGAUCUCUCCACUUCUCUUUAACUUUGCCAUCGAUGACAUUCUGGAGUCAGCUCUGAAAGACGCGCGUGAAGGUCGUGUAGAUCUGCUACCUGGAGAUAGACUUUUCGACCUCGAGUAUGCAGACGAUAUGGUCUUACUGUGCGAUAGCAUGCAGGCUGCCUAAAUAGCACUUAAUCCGUUGGCGAUCAGUGUCUGUGUAUGGUGUGUGUUUUGUGCCGUCUAAGUGCAAAGUACUGUUACAAGAUUGGCAGAAGCCUGUAAUUGCACUCACUGUUGCAGGUGAACCGCUUGAAGUUGUUGAUAAGUUUGUGUAUUUGGGUAGUUGUGUGAGUGCUAGCGGAGGGGUGACGGAUGAGAUUUUCAGCCGUAUAAUGGAAGCUAGAGUGGCAUAUGUCAACUUGAGCCACGUUGGCCUGGCUGUCAAGCGUCGUAUCAUAUCUUCACCCUUCGACAGAUUUUGGAACAUAAGCAUACUUGUGUCGUCGGUGGCACAGUGGUUAGGAC
Molecule: messenger RNA, 1216 nt
Organism: Trichobilharzia regenti
Lineage: Eukaryota; Metazoa; Platyhelminthes; Trematoda; Strigeidida; Schistosomatidae
Source: the annotation of a GenBank genome assembly